CCGCGCAAAGCUGCGCGUAUAAAGAGGUCUGCGGCCAGCGCUGGGCAGCUCCGGGCUUCGCAGGGGGUAUCCUCGCUUAGUCGGUUGCGUACGUGACCACUACCUGCCUGGACACCACGAAGAUGGCACCUGUUGGGGGCAAAAGUGCCAAGAGGGGCAUCCUAGAACGUUUAAAUGCCGGAGAGGUUGUGAUUGGAGAUGGAGGGUUUGUCUUUGCACUGGAGAAGAGGGGCUAUGUAAAAGCAGGUCCCUGGACCCCAGAAGCCGCUGUGGAGCACCCAGAAGCAGUUCGCCAGCUGCAUCGGGAGUUCCUGAGAGCUGGAUCGAAUGUCAUGCAGACGUUCACCUUCUACGCCAGUGAAGACAAGCUGGAGAACAGGGGCAACUAUGUUCUAGAGAAGAUAUCUGGCCAGAAAGUCAAUGAAGCUGCGUGUGACAUUGCCCGGCAAGUGGCUGACGAGGGAGAUGCUUUGGUGGCAGGAGGCGUGAGCCAGACACCAUCAUACCUCAGCUGCAAGAGUGAAACUGAAGUUAAAAAAAUAUUUCAGCAACAGCUAGAGGUCUUUAUGAAGAAGAAUGUGGACUUCCUGAUUGCAGAGUACUUUGAACAUGUUGAAGAAGCUGUGUGGGCAGUUGAAGCUUUGAAAGUAUCUGGCAAACCAGUGGCAGCAACCAUGUGCAUUGGCCCAGAAGGAGAUCUGCAUGGAAUAUCCCCCGGGGAGUGUGCAGUGCGCCUGGUGAAAGCAGGAGCUUCCAUUGUCGGUGUGAACUGCCACUUUGACCCCACCAUUAGUUUGCAGACGGUGAAGCUCAUGAAAGAAGGCCUGGGGGCUGCGGGACUGAAAGCUCACCUGAUGAGCCAGCCCUUGGCCUACCACACUCCCGACUGCAACAAACAGGGCUUCAUUGACCUCCCAGAAUUCCCCUUUGGACUAGAGCCCAGAGUUGCCACCAGAUGGGAUAUUCAAAAGUAUGCCAGAGAGGCCUACAACCUGGGGGUCAGGUAUAUUGGCGGGUGCUGUGGAUUUGAGCCCUACCACAUCAGGGCAAUCGCAGAGGAGCUGGCCCCAGAAAGGGGAUUUUUGCCACCAGCUUCAGAAAAACAUGGCAGCUGGGGAAGUGGUUUGGACAUGCACACCAAACCUUGGAUUAGAGCAAGGGCCAGGAAGGAAUACUGGGAGAAUCUUCGCAUAGCCUCAGGCAGGCCGUACAACCCUUCAAUGUCAAAGCCAGAUGCCUGGGGAGUGACCAAAGGAACAGCCGAGCUGAUGCAGCAGAAAGAAGCCACAACUGAGCAGCAGCUGAAAGACCUUUUUGAGAAGCAGAAAAUCAGAUCUGCAGAGUAGCCUCUGUGGAACCUAUUUUUGGUGAAUCCCUUGAUGUUUGGGGAAAAUAGUUGAAAAGCAGUGCUUGUAUUAAUGUCAGCUUAUACAUUCAAUUGGUAUUAGCUGAAGGAAAUAGACUUAUAAAUAGCACUUGGCAAUUUUAAAAGUAUGUUUUAGAAAUUUAAUUAGAAGCAAAAUAAGCACAAAGUAAAUCUUAAACAGGUUUACUAAGCGCUGACCAAGUAAAAUGUAUUAUGGAAAUCACUGCAGCAAAGGAAAAGUAAUUCCAACAUUAAUCGCACUUGGAGAAGUUGGUAGGCUAGCAAGGAGGAUAGAACGAGAAUUGUCACAAAUGAUUCAACAACCAGCCAAGGACAGAUAAAGUGCUAUGGAAAGUAACCUCCAAGCUCUUCUGAACAUGACCCUUUGUAAGAAACACAAUUUAUAUAAUGACACAGGAAAACAUAGCACAUAACCAUUGAAAUUAAGAGUCAUCCAUUCUUGUGUUUUCUGUUCUAUUCUUUUCCAUUGUGUUCAUUACUAAAACAUGCUGGUUAAGACCCUUCAAAUUGAUUUUUAUGACCUAUUAAUAGGUUUUGACCCACAGUUUGGAAAACAUUGCUGUAGGACACUUAAGAUAUGGGGGCCAUCCUGUUUAAGUUUAUUCUUAUAAGAAGAUUAGGCAUAUGAGACCUGAUCAAUAAGUACCCAAAGCCCAGAGUCCUGCUCUCAGAGUUCUAUUUCCUGACCCAUUUCUAUGUUUAAGAAAUAUAGCCCAAUGAGGAGGAAGAAGAAGAGAUUGCUAUUUCAGUCCUCUCCGUCCUGGUCAAACUGGACCCAGCUACAGCCUCCAGUCCAUAAGGCUAAGAGAAUGAACUUGUGUUACUUUGGUAGCUUAAAAAAAAAGUAUAAUAAGAAAAAAUUAUGUUCUCCAAAGUCUAGCCAGUUUUCCUAGACUGGGAACUAUGAUAUUUUCACCAAUUUAAUAUCUGCUUUCCUGUAAGAGCUCAAGCCUAAAGAAUGCAAGACUUUUAGAAUAAGUACGGCCACCGUCAAUGUAUUAGAAAGAAGUGCAAGGUGCUUUGUAAAUCUUCUCAGAUUUGUUGAGCUAUUUUGAAAUUUAUAAUUUUUUUCGGCUAUUAAAAAUGAACAGUGAGAGACUC
Nycticebus coucang (slow loris) is the source of this 2488-nucleotide messenger RNA. It is a transcript of the gene BHMT, whose product is annotated as betaine--homocysteine S-methyltransferase. The record is from RefSeq and is a predicted model, not a curated record. Lineage: Eukaryota; Metazoa; Chordata; Mammalia; Primates; Lorisidae. The transcript has 8 exons. Bases 123 to 1346 code for a protein of 407 amino acids. Gene Ontology annotation, molecular function: betaine-homocysteine S-methyltransferase activity; zinc ion binding.